UACUUUGUCUCAUUUCCGGCGGAAGUAAAACAAAAAGGCUUCAGCAGCAACUUGUGUGGACUCGACUGGAAAACGGUUGUGCUGUGUCUCAGCUGAAUAUUUAAUUAACCAUGUCUUCAGUUAAGCAUCUGAGAGAGUUUAUCAGAGAGCGACUAACUGCUGCUGCUGAAGAAAUCUUCACCGAGGUUGAGAAAACCAUCGUCCGCUAUGAGGAAGACAUCAAACUGCUGGAAACUUACUGGAAACCUCAGAUAAAACUCACCAGAGUCGACCUCCAAAAUCCACAUUUCUCCAUUGAGGAGAAAACUUCUGCCAUUCAACAGGUCUAUAUCCAUGGGAAGAUGUCCAGUCAUGACCAGGAGGAAGCAGAACUUCAGUGGACUGAAGAGGAACAGAUGGAACCAGAACCUCCACUGAUUAAACAAGAAGAACAGGACACAGAGCCUCCACUGAUAGAAGAUCAUUGGAAAAUAGAACCUAAAGGGACUAGAGAGGAGGAACCAGAACAUCCAUUUAUUUAUGAGGAAAAUGAGGAACCAGAUUAUUCACUCCUUAAACAAGAACAGCAGGAACCAGAACAUUUACCAAUUGGACAGGAGAAGAAGGACCUCUGCAGCAGUCAGGAGGGAGAGCAACUUGUCCAGAACCAGAUUGUUGCUUGUAUGGAUACUUCUAAUUAUCAGGAGGGUGAUUUGAGUAGAGGACCAAAAACUGACUGCAUCUCUAAUGUAAUUGAGAGCAAAGAUCAGGACGGAAGCAGCUUCACUGUUUCUGAGAGUCAGCCUCAUACUGACACAAAGAAAAGGUCUUUCAAAUGUGAUGUUUGUGGGAAAUGUUUUGAAAAUCAGCUUAACUUUAAAACACAUUGCAGAACCCAUAUAACUGAAAGGCCUUUUUCAUGUGAAAUAUGCAGUAAAUGCUUCUCUCAUGUUGGUAAUUUAAAUGUCCAUAAGAGAGUUCAUACAGGCGAGAAACCCUUUUCAUGCCAAGUGUGUAAAAAAACAUUCUCUCAAGUUUGUAAUUUAAAAGUCCACAUGAGAAUUCAUACAGGUGAGAAACCUUUUUCAUGCCAAGUAUGCAGAAAAAAAUUCACUCAGAUUAGUAUUUUAAAACGGCACAAGAACAUUCAUACAGGUGUGAAACCCUUUUCAUGCCAGUCAUGCAGAAAAAAAUUCACUCAAUUUUGCAGUUUAAAGGUCCACAUGAGAAUUCAUACAGGUGAGAAACCAUUUUCAUGCCAAGUAUGCGGAAAAAAAUUCACUCAACUUAGUUCUUUGAAUACACACAAGAAAGUUCACACAGGUGAGAGGCCCUUUUCUUGUGAAACAUGUGGAAAAAGCUUCUCUCAAACUAGUAGUUUAAAUGUUCACAAGAGAAUUCAUACACGUUAAGGAGCCAUUUGCAAAAUCUGUGGAAAAGUUUACCCUCAAAUUCAUUACUUAAAUAUACACACGAGAAGCCACAGAGAGAGGGCCAUUUUAAUGUGGAAUGGGUCUGUAACAAUUCAUCAUAUGACUCGAGGACCUUGGUCCAACUUGGUCCAAACUGUGUCACCAGCAGGACAAGAAAAGAAUAACAGUGUUGGAAUGGCCUAGUCCAGGGAUCUCCUUCCCUAGUCCUCAAUGUCUACUGUCCUGCAAGGUUUAGAUGCAUCCCUGCUCCAACACAGAUUAAUCAAAUGAUUGAAUUCGUCUUCACCAUGCUGUCAACUAAUGAGCCAUUCAUCAGGUGUGUUGGAGCAGGGAUGCAUCUAUAACCUGCAGGGCAAUAGAUCUUCAGGACUUGGGUUGGAGAUUCCAGGCCUAGUCAAAGGCAAGACUUCAAACUUACCGAAAUCCAGAGAGCUGUGCGGAAAAAGAUUUUUGUAAACAUGAGAAAAAU
This is a messenger RNA of Xiphophorus maculatus (southern platyfish), 1881 nucleotides long. Its product is annotated as zinc finger protein 664-like. Bases 111 to 1391 code for a protein of 426 amino acids. The record is from RefSeq and is a predicted model, not a curated record. NCBI's taxonomy places the organism in Eukaryota, Metazoa, Chordata, Actinopteri, Cyprinodontiformes, Poeciliidae. Gene Ontology annotation, biological process: regulation of transcription by RNA polymerase II; central nervous system development. Gene Ontology annotation, molecular function: DNA-binding transcription factor activity, RNA polymerase II-specific; RNA polymerase II cis-regulatory region sequence-specific DNA binding. The transcript is spliced from 2 exons. Gene Ontology annotation, cellular component: nucleus.